AUGUGCAAGUUCUUCCUGCAGGGAAAUUGCCAGUUCGGCGCGCAUUGCCGCAACGCGCACAGCCAGGAGGAGAUCAACGCGGCGCUGGCGGCGGAGGCGGCGAGCUACGCGGGGUAUGGAGGCGUGCAGGGGUAUGGAGGCUAUGGACAGGCGAUGGGGUACGACGCGAUGUACGAUUAUUGGCAGUACGGGGGAAAUGGAGGCUCGGCGUAUGCGGGAUAUGGACAGCCCGCGGGGUACGAGCAGUAUUACCAGCAGCCGCAGGCACCGCAGGGCGGAAUGCAGGGCGGAAUGCCGAACCCGAUGCAGCAGGGAAUGGGCAGCGCGAUGCCGAACAUGAUAAACAAUCCGAUGGGCAACCCGAUGGCCAAUCCGAUGAGUAAUCCGAUGAGUAAUCCGAUGGGCAAUCCGAUGAGUAAUCCGAUGAGUAAUCCGAUGGCCAGCAUGAUGCCUGGCUCCAUGCCUGGCUCCAUGCAGCCGCCUAUGAUGGGGUCGAUGCAGGGCGGAAUGCAGACAGCCUUGCAACCUGGAAUGGAUGCCGGAAUGGCGAUGGGGAUGGGGAUGGGGAUGGACGGGUCGCUCAUGGGAGAACAGAGCGGAGGAAUGGAUCCGUAUGGUGCGGCGCAGAACUAUGGACAGUACGAAUCGAUCAAUAAAGAAGAGAAGGCGGAGAAGGCAGAAGAAAAGAAGAAAGAAGAAGAAGAGGAAGAAGAAGAAGAGAAAGAAGAUAUCAAGGAUGAAUUCAUGGCACUUUUAAUGGAACUUCAGUUAUAA
Messenger RNA from Blastocystis hominis, 774 nucleotides. RefSeq lists its product as hypothetical. Gene Ontology annotation, molecular function: metal ion binding. The record is from RefSeq and is a predicted model, not a curated record. The transcript has a single exon. Lineage: Eukaryota; Bigyra; Opalinata; Blastocystidae. Bases 1 to 774 code for a protein of 257 amino acids.